UCCUGAACCAAAAUUCGCCGACCACCGCCUAUGUUGGUGCGCACCUUUCAAGCUACUUCUGCAGUAUCCAGUUUGGGGCGCGACUACUGACAUAGACUACGGCUUUAUCACCUUGGAUAAAAUCAUCUAAAUCAUCAUGGCUGGCCCCCAACGGGCUGCCUCAGGGCUGCCGACCAGACGAACAGCGACAGCGACGCGCCCCACCACCAGAAGACUCGGGUCUACAAUGUCGACCACGGACAGAGCGGCAUCUCCAGCGAUUACAUCAAAGGUGCCCUCAUCUAGUGCGUCGCGUGCCACGAAAUCAGCAGUCGAACCUGCCAGCAUUACCGCGAAACGGAAAGAACGAGACUUCGAGCGCGAGAUCAACGAAGAUACGAGCAUCCAUGUCGUCGUCCGAUGCAGAGGCCGGAAUGACCGAGAACUCAAGGAAAACAGCGGCGUUGUAGUGUCCACGGAAGGCGCCAAAGGACAAAGCGUACAAUUGUCGAUGGGCCCAAAUGCAUUGGCCAACAAGACCUACACCUUCGACAAGGUCUUCUCAGCGGCUGCCGACCAAAUCACCGUCUACGAGGAUGUCGUGAUUCCGGUUGUCAACGAAAUGCUCGCUGGCUACAACUGCACCAUUUUCGCGUACGGACAGACAGGAACCGGAAAGACCUAUACAAUGUCCGGCGACAUGACCGACACGCUGGGCAUACUAUCCGACAAUGCCGGUAUUAUACCUCGUGUGUUAUACUCGUUAUUCCACAAGCUGCAGGACACAGAAAGUACCGUCAAAUGCUCUUUCAUCGAGCUCUACAACGAAGAGCUCCGCGACCUACUUUCGGCCGAAGAGAACCCCCGACUGAAAAUCUUCGAAAAUGAGUCAAGGAAAGGCCACAGUGGAAGUACGCUUGUACAGGGAAUGGAGGAAACGUUCAUUGACUCUGCGUCCGCCGGUAUAAAACUUCUUCAAGAAGGUAGCCACAAGCGCCAAGUUGCCGCCACCAAAUGCAACGAUCUGAGUUCCCGAAGUCAUACAGUGUUCACAAUUACCGUGAUGACGAAACGGACAACGGAGUCCGGCGAAGAGUACAUUAGCUCUGGAAAAUUAAACCUGGUCGAUCUGGCUGGUAGCGAGAACAUUCAGCGCAGUGGGGCAGAGAACAAGCGUGCGGCAGAAGCUGGUCUUAUCAACAAGAGUCUGCUCACAUUGGGCCGGGUCAUCAAUGCCCUGGUCGACAAAAGCCCUCACAUCCCCUAUAGAGAAUCGAAACUCACUCGUCUCUUGCAAGAUUCACUCGGUGGAAGAACCAAGACAUGUAUCAUUGCGACAAUCUCGCCAUCGCGCAGCAACCUGGAAGAGACGAUAUCGACAUUGGACUAUGCUUUCCGGGCCAAGAAUAUUCGCAACAAACCGCAGAUUAACUCAACCAUGCCGAAAAAGACCCUCCUGCGAGAAUUCACAACCGAGAUCGAAAAGCUGAAAGGCGAGCUUAUUGCCACGAGACAUCGGAACGGCGUGUAUAUGAGUGUUGAUGCAUACGAAGAGAUGACCAUGGAAAGCGAGUCUCGCAGGAUUGUCAACGAGGAACAACGCGCGAAGAUUGAGUCUAUGGAGUCUAGCCUGCGCCACAAGGUCCAGGAGCUUUUCUCUCUUACGAGCAAUUUCAACGAUCUCAAAAAGAACAAUGAAGAGACACGGAAUGCACUGAAGAAGACGAACGAUGUCCUCGAACAGACUGAGAUUGUCCUUAAGGAUACCAAAUCGCAACUCGAAGAAGAAGAAAUACUCCGUAAGGCGCACGAACAUACAGAGGCUCACCUUCGCGACGUUGGGGCUGGUCUGCUUUCCACCCUGGAUACCACUGUCGCGGACAUCAAUGGACUUCACGCAAAGAUCGAAAGGAAAACCAAUCUGGACACUGCUAACAAGGAAGCUUGGCAGGUGUCUGCGGCCGAGGUUUCGGACGUGACCCAGGUUGUCGAUUCCAGACUCGAGGACUUCCAGAUGCAGCACUCCGAGCUGGUUGAGGCCAUGUCGAACAAAAUCAACGAAUUCGUUACGAGUGAGAUUGAGAACAUCGAGUUGAACAAAUCGCAGCUGCUAGAGACCAAUGAUCUAUUUGACAAAGCAGAGCGGGAGGCCCAUUCUCAAACAUGCGCUGCCCAUGACGAAAUGAACGAGGUACUCGAAGAGAUCAAAGACUUGCGCGAAGAGGUCAAGGGUAAAGUUGGUGAAGGCCUUAAUGGCCUGUCUGCCGCUGCUGCUCGCAUUUCCAAGGAGGUGAUUGGCGAAUUCGCGGAUUUCAAUGCCCAGCUUCAUUCAUCUUACAGCACUCUUGGAAAGGACCUCAAAUCUGUGUUUGAGGAAAUGGUGGCUCAAUUGAACGGACAAAGAAUGGAGAUCAACAAGCUGAGAUUGGAACUCCAGGAUGCCAAUCAGAAAGCGGUCGAGGCGAAUCGCAAGAUCUCGUCGCACUUGGCACAGACUCUGGAAGAGGAGAAUGCAAAUGCAGAGUCUGAGCGUGAUCUCCUGCUUUCUCAAGUAAAGUCUCUCAUUGAGGACUCACGCCAAAGGCAGUGUAGCCGUCUCAAGGGCAGGAUCGACACGAUGCGUACUGAGCUCUCUGCUUCGGGUGACUCCCUGGAGCAUGCGACCGCUCAUUAUGAUCGCCAGGUUGACGAAUGGGUUUUCAAGUCGGAGCAAUUUGCCAAGGAUGUGAUUGCCACUAAGGAUGAGAUGAAAACGAAGAUGCAGAGUGACUGGGAGAGUUUUGAACAACGCAACGCAUCUAUCCACAAGACAACUGAGGCGGUGCACGAAGAAACCGUUCGAAUCGUUGAUGCUCAGAUGAAGAAUAUGAGUAAACAGAUGGAAGCUUUGGACGAUUUCGUAGCCAAGGCACGCUCUCAGAACGGUGUUUACCGAGACGCCCAUCUUUCAAGCCUCCACAACAUGUCCUCCAACGUGCACGAGUCAUAUGACUCGGUCCAUACGCAAUUGUCGGACUUGGGCAGUCGUCUCCAGGAGCUGCAGGAAGGGGCUAUCCAGCAGCAGACUAAUCUACACGAGUCCGCCAUGCCGUUGUCAGACGAUGUGAGGAAGUCGCUCUUGGAGCUUCGCCAACACAUUCAACGCCGAGCAUUUGCUGAGUACGUUGCGACUGGCAUCACCCCCAAGAAGCGUCAUUAUGAUUAUCCGGCAGACCUGCCUCGCACCGAGGCACAUGAAAACAUCAAGUCAAGGUUGAGGACCUCUAGGGAGUUUACGGCUCUUCCUUUCAGUGGCGAAGACCGAAUUUCAGUGCUUGAUAGCUCUCCUGCCACCACACCAGCGAAAGGAUUCGUUUUUCACGAUACCGAGGACGAGGUAGGAUCUCUACCACCCAAGACCACCGUCACUCCUUCCAACAGCGGCCUUAGGGAAGUCGAUGCAAACGUCGCCGCCAAGGCCCUCGUAACUAGUGCGGCCGAUGACAAGGCCACGCGCAAGUCCUCUGGCGUGGGAGUUGAUGCGGACUGUGCUGAUGGAGAGCAGCCGCCUCCCAAGAGACGUUGUUCAAGCACCACGACCGCCGACGCCAAACUACCUCCGAAAUUACUCAACCGGAAGAUGGCCGGAAUCAUGGAAGGCCCAGAGAAUGUACCGCCCGUCGAAACCCCGAGUGGCAGAAGACUUCGAAAUCGGCCUUCUCCUUGA
This is a messenger RNA of Aspergillus uvarum CBS 121591, 3685 nucleotides long. Its product is annotated as putative kinesin family protein (BimC). Lineage: Eukaryota; Fungi; Ascomycota; Eurotiomycetes; Eurotiales; Aspergillaceae. Gene Ontology annotation, cellular component: nucleus; spindle microtubule. Gene Ontology annotation, biological process: microtubule-based movement; mitotic spindle assembly. The transcript has 2 exons. Gene Ontology annotation, molecular function: ATP binding; microtubule binding; plus-end-directed microtubule motor activity. The record is from RefSeq and is a predicted model, not a curated record. The coding region runs from base 137 to 3685 and encodes 1182 amino acids.